GUAACAGGGAAUCGAAUCCGGAACGUGUCAGUGGUAAUCAGACGGCAGACGAGAAUAUGCGUUCAGAAUGCCGACAGCGCGUCGAGUCUAUGUCGACGGGUUCCUAUGGGAUUGAGGACGCUUCGUGAUUAGGAGCCCACGCGUGUCGGCGACUCGUGCCGCAGCAGGGGCUCGACAGACGAUCGAUACCCGCCCGCCUCCCCGCCGCCAGUGUGCGUCGCGCUGCGACUGCGGUACAACGUGUCCUCGACAUUUGUGCUUCGCGGUCGCUACUCCAGCAGUCUGCAGCAGUCGAGUGACACAAUGACUCAACGCGACGAAGGAACCCUCGACAACAACCUCAGUUUGAUAGUGGAAAUACAAAAGUAUGAGUAUUUAUACAACUUCAACAUGCCCGAAUAUUCUAAAAAGGACAUGACCGAAAAGGCGUGGGGCGAAAUAUCCAAAAAAAUUGGCGUCUCUAUAAACGAUUGCAAAGAGAAAUGGAGAAACAUCAGAAGUGCAUUUCUAAGAAGUUUGAAAACGACUGGAGGUAAAUCGAAACGGCCUUACUAUUUGAGGGAAGAGCUGAAAUUUGUUAUGCCGUACAUAAAGCCCCACCACCAGUCCGUCGUCGGCACGCUCUACAGCAGCAGCGCCGACUCCGCCGAGAGCCGGAACAUCAUCGAGCUGGACGUCAACGACGUCAUCGCGGACGAGAGCCACUUCGGGCUCCAAGACGUGCCCAUAUUCGUUGCGGCGGGGACCACGGUGGUCCCGCCAGCGAAGAGCCACUCGUCCCCGACCGCUGAAACUGCAGCAGAAACUCCGACAGCUCCGACAGUUAUCGAAGUCGAAACUAGCCGGCGGAAGAAACGGAAACGGGUUAAAAAAACAGAUUUAGAAAAUUGCUUUCGGGAUUAUCUGACGUACAAAAAACAAAAAGACGAAACGAAAAAAACGACCACUGAAAGCAGUCUACCUCAGCCGACGUACAGCCACAUCCAGCAUUUUUUCAUGAGCUUGAUGCCUGACAUCGACAGCAUGACAGAGGAGCAGGUGCGCCGCUUCAAAAUAGAAGUAUUGAUGUUGAUUGACAAGCUGAAGAGCACCUAGCAGAAAUAAGAUUAUUCCCGGAAGGUGAUGCACAUCGCACGCUCCAUUUGUGGGAAUUGUAUCAACUUGAUGCUCUUUGAUGUGGAAUUGGAAAGGAACUAGUCAACUUUUAUAAAUUGUGUA
This is a messenger RNA of Ostrinia furnacalis (Asian corn borer), 1218 nucleotides long. RefSeq lists its product as uncharacterized. Gene Ontology annotation, molecular function: DNA binding. Gene Ontology annotation, biological process: regulation of transcription by RNA polymerase II. Gene Ontology annotation, cellular component: transcription regulator complex; nucleus. NCBI's taxonomy places the organism in Eukaryota, Metazoa, Arthropoda, Insecta, Lepidoptera, Crambidae. The record is from RefSeq and is a predicted model, not a curated record. The transcript has 2 exons. Bases 304 to 1095 code for a protein of 263 amino acids.